AUGGAGACUGCAACACCGUCUGAGAUUCCGCUGCAGUACAAGGACACGACCGUCGAUGCGUUCAGAGGAACGUCGGCUUGGACAGGUAGUUUCCUCGAAAGCGAAGAAAUGCCGGGCCCCACUGACUUGUGCGGCUCGCCGGGCCUGGUCGAGGCUUCCCAAAUGCCGUGCGGCGAGUCCCGCGACAGCGCGACUAGCGGCGAGACGGCGUGUGCUGGGCGCUUCUGCAGGAAGUCGCAAGAAAGUAAGCUUGACGCUCUUAGGCCGAAGGAACCCACGCAAACCAGGGAAGUCAUCCUCAACUUAUCCUCCUACAAGCCUACUGAGUCUGAAGCCGCUCUUCUGCACAAGGGCUUGAACUUCAACACUGGCGCGUCACCCAACCCAGCUAGAGUAAUCUGCGCCGUGGAACGCGCCGUCUCUCAACUUCCUUCCGAAGUAAGAGAAGAAGCUCGCACCCGCGCCAUUGGUGUUCUUUCAAAGUGGCGGACGCGCAACCCUCAAGCCCGAUUUUCACCUGCCGAAAAACAAGCAGUCAAGGGCCUCCGGAACAAUGACUCCAUUGCCAUCCUUCCGGCAGAUAAGGGAAAUGCCAUCGUGUUGCUCGACAGAAGUGACUACAAUGAGAAAAUGAAGGAUUUGCUAUCAGACGAGGAUACGUACGUCGCGAUCCAGAAAGACCCUACGGUCAACCUGCAAACAAAACUGCAGAAGCUCCUCUCCAAGGUUUUUAAAUUUGUUCCACCGCAGCAAAAGCAUCUCUACCAUCGCCUCUUGUGUACUAACGGGUCCGCACCUGCAAUAUACGGACUACCAAAAGUUCACAAGCCAGGCGUUCCACUACGGCCUAUUGUAGACUUUACAAGGUCACCGCUGCACCGGUUAUCAGGUUACCUACACCAAGUGCUGGGCCCGCUCACCGGCAAGACAGCGACGCACAUUUCAAAUUCUUCAGCCUUCGUGGAGAAAGUGCGCGACGUCUCCCUGGAUGAAGACGACAUUAUGGUGUCAUUUGACGUGAAGUCGCUCUUCACUUCAGUGCCUGUUGACCUGGCCGUAGCUACGUGCAGAGAUGUCCUGCUGGCGGAUGACACGCUCGCUGAGCGCACCCCUUUGGAAGUAGAAGACAUUUGCGAGCUUUUAGACUUCUGUUUGAGCAACACCUACUUCACUUACAACAAACAGUUUUACAGGCAGAUCAACGGAACUGCUAUGGGUGCUUCCAUUUCCGUUACUACCGCUAACUUGGUCAUGGAAGUCAUUGAACAGAAGGCCCUCACUGACUUCGCUCCCGCGCCGAAGGUUUUCGUCCGCUACGUAGACGACUGUUUUUGCAUUGUGCGAAAGCCGGACGCUUCACGCCUCCUGCGUCUUCUCAACUCGGCAGACGCAGCCAUACAAUUUACCACAGAAUACGAGUGCGACAACAGCCUUCCCUUCCUUGACGUCCUCGUGCGGCGAAGCCGGCGGAAUGGCACCAUUACGCCAGCAGUCAUUGAUAUAAUCUGUCAGGUGGGUGAUGGAGGCAUCAUCCUGAUUACGGAGGGCUUUGUUAGUGACCCCAUCGGGCCCAGGGACAGAACGGCUGUUUAA
Messenger RNA from Dermacentor albipictus, 1593 nucleotides. The record is from RefSeq and is a predicted model, not a curated record. Lineage: Eukaryota; Metazoa; Arthropoda; Arachnida; Ixodida; Ixodidae.